This is a messenger RNA of Suricata suricatta (meerkat), 2508 nucleotides long. RefSeq names its product G2 and S-phase expressed 1 (gene GTSE1). The record is from RefSeq and is a predicted model, not a curated record. The coding region runs from base 84 to 2159 and encodes 691 amino acids. Lineage: Eukaryota; Metazoa; Chordata; Mammalia; Carnivora; Herpestidae. Gene Ontology annotation, cellular component: microtubule cytoskeleton; cytoplasmic microtubule. The transcript has 11 exons. Gene Ontology annotation, molecular function: microtubule binding.
UGACUUCCUGACAGCCCUGGCCGUGGAAAGAGGACACGCCGGCGACCGACGCGCCUCCAGCCAGCCGGUCGGGAGAGGCAGGGAUGGAGGUUCCCGAGAAGGAUGACGUUCUCCUGGCCGAUGAGAAGUUUGACUUCGAUCUCUCAUUGUCGUCUUCCAGUGCGAAUGAAGAUGACGAAGUCUUCUUCGGGCCCGUGGGGCAUAAAGAGAGAUGCGUCGCUGCCAGCUUAGAAUUAAAUCACCACGUGUCCGAGGAACGUCUUCCUCCAGCCUCGGAAAGUCACUUCGCCUGGAGCCCCCCCACCGGGGAGAAGUUUGUGGAAGUGUUCAAGGAGGCUCACUUGCUGGCCUUACAGAUAGAAAGCAAAAACAAGGCAGCCCGGGCGGCCAGGCCCGGAGACCUCUGGAGCCAGGGCGUGGAGAGAUUUAUACAGGAAUCAAAAUUAAAAAUAAACCUGUUCGAGAAAGAGAUGGAACUGAAGAAGAGUCCCAGGUCACUGAAGAGGGAGACGUAUUGCCUGUCGGGCAGCCCCCUGAUGGCACCGCCCAGCCAGACCCCCUUGGGCGGGGCCCGGACACAGGGACCCGCGCACUCGCCUCGCUCUUGCCUGCCGGCGGACCCCAGUCCUGCCCCCCCUCCGAACCAGGCAGGGCCUCAGAGAAAGCUCCUCGACCAUUGGGCACGGCCCCGAGCUUCGUCCGUGAGAGGGAGGAACAUCCAGGUGGCUGCGGAGCAGCCUAUGAAAAGGAUACCGGCCAGCCCCUCCGGCGUGAGGAACCCAAACGAGACGGAGUCCCCCAGGGACGUGGCCCCUGACAAAGCCAGCGCUGCCCGGGACGGCGCUGGCCUGCCGGCCGGUAGCACCCACUCCAUCCAAGGCAAGCGGUCACUCCCUGUCCCCAGCAAGUUGGGGCUGAAGAAGGCCCUGCUAAGACCCCGCGGCUGUGCUGUUGGUCUCUCUCGGAAGUCGUCUUCCUCGGGCUCUGGGUCGGGCGUGAGUUCCGGUGUGGGCGCCUCUCCAGCCGCCUGGGGAGCCAAAUCAAGUGAGCCUGCACGGACCCCCGCAAAGAAGGGCUCCCCGCCUGCGGCGCGCACCAGCCAGGCGGGCCGAGGGGGCCCCGGCGGUGCAUCCCGCAGGCCGAGUCAGCGGGCCUCGGUGGCAGAGAUGACAGGGGAGCAGGCCCAGGCGCCCACCCCCGCGGCUCCCGCCCACGUCCGGACUCUGGACCAGGGAGGCGCGGGCCUGAGCUCUGGUUCCAGCGGGCCACCAACGCCGCCCCCGUGGAAUACCGGGAGCGCGAGAGGGCGUGCCUCCCAGCGGCCCUGCGGGACGAAGGCCACGCCCACCCCUACGGGUCACUUUAAGGUCCCCAGGCUUUCUGCUGGUGAGCCCGCAGACAGGGCCGUGCCAGCAUCCUGCCGGGCCCAGAGACCGAGCUCCUGCACGGCAGCAGGAAGGGUGGUCACCCACAGCACCCCUGCCAGGUGCUCCUCCGGGCCGGCCUCACCAAGACUUCUAAGUGGCGUGAGGACCCCCAUGAGUACGAGGAGCCUGUCGGCCUUGCCCACACCUGCCGGCCGUCGGCUCUCUAGCCUUCCACGGGUGGCCCCUAAAUCCGUGCCCAGAGCUCCGGCUUCUCCCCCGUGUGUGGCUGCUCGGCGGCUUUCCUCCGAACUCCGGAAGAAGUCUGCAGCGAGGGCGAGCAGCAGCCCAGCGUCCUCGUCCGACGCGUCCGGUUCCCCUCCGUCGGCUGUGCCACAGGCGCUGAGCUUUUCUCCAGAGAAGAGUGACGGGGCUGUUCCGGGAAGUACCGGCGCCGGAGCGGUGCUGGGGGCGGCCCGGCCCCCCGCAGACGCGCCCCCUCGUGAGGCCAUCCUCGUGGACCUGGGCCUGGACGGGCUCGCCAUCACCCCGAGGGCCAGAAGCCCAGCCCCCGUGGACCUCCCUCUCAUCGACCUGUGCGAGACCCCGGAGGCUCCGAGCGCGGACUGCCGGCCUCUCGUCGACCUGCUGGUCAACACCCCGGACACGGACAGAAGCGCCGCGCCCAAGCCUCUCUGCGAGGUGGGCCAGCUGAUCGACUUGACCUCUCCUCUGAUCCAGCUGAGUCCGGAGGCUGACAAGGAAAACGUGGACUCGCCACUUCUCAUGUUCUGACGAGAAUAAAAGCCUUCGCGUUUCACUCUGUUAAAGGAACUGUCAGUCCAACGGUGGUUUUCAACCCUUAGAAAUAAAGUUUAGGAGCCAUUGUUUGGGGGCGGGGGGAUGGCAACAACCCUCAGUAAAGGUCCCGGCCCGGAAGGGGUGCUAAGCUGUCGGGCCAAGCUCCCUGCCCCAGCCAUGCUCGGCGCUGGAGAACGGAGUUGAAGUCCCUGCGGGUGAAGACUUUUGUGUCCUUUGUGUGUAAAAUAGCAAAGUCACUAUUUUUAAAAUUAAGUUUGUAUGAAAGGUAAAUAUUCUAGGUUUAAAUUAAAUUGGAAAAUAAAUGAAAAUGUAUUAAAGCACA